Messenger RNA from Myxocyprinus asiaticus (Chinese sucker), 5655 nucleotides. RefSeq names its product ephrin type-A receptor 7-like. Gene Ontology annotation, molecular function: ATP binding; transmembrane-ephrin receptor activity; protein binding. Gene Ontology annotation, cellular component: neuron projection; plasma membrane. Lineage: Eukaryota; Metazoa; Chordata; Actinopteri; Cypriniformes; Catostomidae. Gene Ontology annotation, biological process: cell surface receptor protein tyrosine kinase signaling pathway; protein phosphorylation; axon guidance. The transcript has 18 exons. Bases 100 to 3300 code for a protein of 1066 amino acids. The record is from RefSeq and is a predicted model, not a curated record.
UGUGUGUCACUAGCCCGGACGGAUUCCUCUCAUCCCGCAGCGUGUCAAGCGUGCUCGGCUGCGACAUGACCAGAGCCCCGCAAACCUGGCCAUUCAAACAUGGAGCUGUUUAAAGCGUUCAUUUCGGUGCUUUGGAUAUUUUUGCUCAACAGAAACGAAGAGUCCCGUGCAGAGGAAGUAGUCUUACUGAAUUCUAAGGAGUCCCAGGCCGAGCUGGGUUGGACGUCAUAUCCUUCUAAUGGGUGGGAGGAAAUCAGUGGCGUGGAUGAGAAAUACAAGCCCAUUCGCACAUAUCAGGUAUGCAAUGUAAUGGAGCCCAGCCAGAACAACUGGCUCCAGACGGGCUGGAUAUGGCGACAGGGCGGCCAGCGCAUCUUCAUAGAGUUGCAGUUCACCCUACGUGACUGCAACAGCAUCCCCGGCGUGUCCGGCAGCUGCAAAGAGACCUUCAACCUCCUCUAUGCCGAGUCAGACUGGGACCUGGGCCGCGUGGUCCGUGAGGACCGCUACAGCAAAAUCGACACAAUUGCGGCAGACGAAAGUUUUACGCAGGGCGAUUUAGGUGAACGUAAGAUGAAGCUUAACACGGAAGUCCGUGAGAUCGGACACCUCAACCGCAAGGGAUUCCAUCUGGCCUUUCAGGAUGUUGGUGCGUGUGUUGCGCUAGUUUCCGUUAGAGUGUACUACAAGCGAUGUUUGUCAACUGUGCAGAAUUUAGCCGUGUUUCCGGAUACAGUAGCCGAAGCAGCAUUCUCUACACUGGUGGAGGUGAGAGGGACGUGUGUGAAUAACUCGGAGGUGGACACGGACAGUCCUCCCAGAAUGCAUUGCAGUGCAGAAGGGGAGUGGCUAGUGCCCAUCGGGAAAUGCAGCUGCAGCUCUGGAUAUGAGGAGGGACACAGUAGCUGUGAGGCUUGUCCCCCGGGUACCUAUAAGAUGUCAUCACGCCAGCAAGAGUGUUUCACAUGUCCAGCUAACAGCAAGACUGAGGAGGAGGGUUCCGUGCUCUGUCUGUGUGAGGAAGACCACUUCAGAACGCCACUUGAUGCCCCCUCUGCACCCUGCACACGCCCCCCUUCUCCACCUCGUGAUCUGGUUUACACCCUUAAACAAUCCACACUCAUUCUGGAAUGGGCCCCACCAAAUGACUCUGGAGGCCGAGUAGAUCUUACCUACACCAUAGGCUGUCGGCGAUGUGUUGGCCCCCCGCGGGCCCCCCAGGUGCAGUGUGAGCCCUGUGGGGCCAGUGUGGGCUUCGUACCCCAGCAGAACAGCCUUAUGGAGCGCACGGUCACUGUGGUGAACCUGCUUCCCAACUCCAACUAUUCCUUCAGCGUUGAAGCCCGCAAUGGCGUCUCGGAGUUGCUGCCCAAUAAAAGGUUCUACACUCAAGUCAACAUUUCCACCAGCCUCCCAGCACCUUCUCAAGUCAGCGAGCUGCGAGCGGAGAAGGUUGAGCAGCGGAGUGUGACACUGGUUUGGAGAGAACCUGUUGUGUAUCCCAACAGCAGCCGCACUGAAUACGAGGUCAAAUACUAUGAAAAGGACCAGAAAGACCAGAGCUAUUCCACAGUGAAGACUGCUGCUACCAAAAUCAGCAUCAACAACCUGAAACCGGGCACCACCUACAUCUUCCUCAUCCGCACCUGCUCCAGUCCUGCCCUUUCUUCCCUGUCCUCCUCUCCUCUUUCUUCCUCUUCCUCCUCCUCAUCCCCCUCUUCCCCAUCUGCCUCUUCCUCCUCAAUCCCUGUGGCAGCUGUGUCGCCCUCACCACUCGACUACGGGGCGUACAGCACACCGCUGGAGCUGCAGACGCUGGGAGAAUUGGCUCUGGCCUCCAGUGAGCAGAGUCCCGUGGUGAUCAUCGUGGUGGUCUCUGUAGCUGCCCUCAUCAUGUUACUGACUCUCGGAGUUGGACUGCUCAUCUGGAGAAGUGGCUUCUCCAGACCCUCCAAUGUAGCUCCUUCUCGCGUGGUGCUGCUCUCUACCUCCUUCUCUACUCUUCCUCCUCCUCUUCCUCCCUCCACGCAGCUGUCUCCCAGACAAUGUGGUUACAGUAAAGCCAGCCAGGAGGGAGAUGAGGAGCUGUACUUCCAGUUUAAAAUCCCAACCAGACGGACAUAUAUUGACCCAGAAACAUGUGAAGAUCUGCUUCAGGCUGUUCACGCCUUUGCCAAAGAGCUGGACAUCUCUAGCAUCAAGAUAGAGAGGAUAGUCCAUACAGGAGACUUUGGGGAAGUGUGUCGGGGUUGCCUGAAGCUACCCAGCAAACGCGAGUUGCCCGUGGCCAUAAAGACCCUUCGUGCGGGCUGCUCAGAGAAACAGAGACGCUCGUUUCUCAGCGAGGCGGGAAUUCUGGGACAGUUCGAUCAUGCCAACAUUGUGCGUCUGGAGGGAGUCAUCACCAGAGGCAACACUAUGAUGACUGUGGUGGAGAGCAUGGCCAAUGGGUCACUUGACUCUUUCCUGCGGAAACACGAGGGUCAGCUGACUGUUCUUCAGCUGGUAGAUCUGUUGAGUGGAGUGGCAUCUGGUAUGAAGUAUCUGACAGAGAUGGGCUUCGUCCAUCGCAGACUUGCCGCUCACAAAGUCCUAGUGAACAGCAGCCUGGUCUGCAAAGUAUCAGGCUUCAGACCACUCCAGGAUGACAAGAUUGAGGCGGUCUACAGCACAUUACACGGAGGGAAGAGUUUGGUGCUCUGGACGGCCCCAGAGGCCAUUCAGUACCAUCGCUACAGCUCAGCCUCUGAUGUAUGGAGCUUUGGUAUUGUCAUGUGGGAAGUCAUGUCCUUCGGGGAGAGACCGUACUGGGACAUGGGCAACCAAGACAUAAUUAAAGCUAUAGAGGAUGGGUUCCGGUUACCCGCUCCUGUGAACUGCCCGCCGUCUCUCCACCAGCUUAUGUUGGACUGCUGGCAGAAGGAGAGAACAGAGAGACCCACCUUCACCCAGAUCCAUAGCGCUCUCAGCAAGACCAUCAGGAGCCCAGACAACAUCGGCUCCUCCACGCUGGGACGCCGGACUCUGGGCUCGUCUGUAUCACUAGCAGAACGAACUCUUCCCUCCUUUCCUUCGUUUAGUUCAGUUGGUGAGUGGUUAGAAGCUGUAGACAUGGGCCGCUACAAAGACAACUUCACUGCUGCGGGAUACUGUUACCUAGAGUCAGUGGCCCGCAUGACUGUUCAGGAUGUGUUGAGUCUCGGCAUCACUUCUCUGGAGCACCAGAAACAGAUCCUGUCUGCCAUACAGACUCUCAGAGCACAGGUUAUCCAGAUGCAUGGUCGCGGAGUCCAGGUCUGAUACACACACACACACACACACAAACACACACACACACACACACACACACACACACACUCUUAACCACAUACUCCAGACCCUCAGCAGUGCCAUGGCUUAAAGAGGACAGACACAUUGACAUCUAUUGUCAUAAUUACCCAGCAGGCCAUUCAACAGUCAGGAGGUGAUCAUUUACUUACUGCAAUGGCAGUAUUCUUCCUAAUCUUUCCCUUUUGCCUCUUCAUGAUCUUCUUUUUUGGUGAAAAAUGGUUAUUUACAGUACUUCCACAAACCAAGUUCCUUUUUUUGAGAGACAGUAUCACAAGAAGAGAGAGUUCCUUUAAAAUAACUUGUGUGCCGAUUUUGCCUGUUUUUUUCUUCCACUGUCCAACAAUGACAUUUACACAGCUCUGCCCCUUUUAAUAGGACUUGUGCUUAGCACUGUCCCCACACCCCCCCCAACCAACACUGACCUGGAGCAGGGCAGUUUGACUUGGACUGAUCCCAGUGCAACCAAAAGGGGUAUAUGUCAGUUUACUUAAACCAGGCAAAAGAACUCAUGCAUUAUAGCCACUGUUACUCCUGUAAAGUGGACAAAACCAAGAGCAUGUUGCCAAGUCAUGGACCUUUCGCUCCUCAGUCCAGGAAAAGAUCUUGCCGAAUCUUCAGGAAAUAAGUCAACUACUGAUGUAAGGAAUCUUAAAUAAUAAUAUGUAAAUCCCAGCUUUUUUUGUGUGUAUUCUUUCAUUUGACUACGUCUGAUUUUUCAUGUUUACUUUUUUCUUUUCACUUUCUCCUCACAAAUAGCUUAAACUCUCUGUUUUGAACCAAAUUUCAGAGUUUAAUUUAGUGUUGUCUGACAUCUAUAUUCUAUAAAAUUUUUCCUUGUGCUUCUGUCCUCACUGGACAAUGUUUACACUGCAGCUUCCAUGACUUAAACUUAACAUAUUUAUUAGAGAAUUUAUUUAUGUUUACAGAUGCUUGCUUACUGGAGCUCAUUUUGGAAUAUGAAUCCAGAAAUAGUAUGCUUAAAGGGAUCUUCCAACCAAAAAAAAUGAACAUUCUGUCAUCAUUUACUCAUCUUUGUGUUGUUCUAAACCCAUUUGAUUGUCUUUUUUUCCCUUUGGAACACAAAAGGAGAUUUUAGGCAGAAUGACAACCUCAGUCACCAUUUACCAUUUACUUUUUUCCAGUCUAUGGAAGUGAAUGGUGACUGAGGCUAACAUACUGCCUAACAUUUUUGUGUUGAGGUUGAGCAAAUGAUGACAGAAUUUUCAUAACUGGGUGAACUAUCCCUUUAAAAAGAUGGCUAGGGAAACAUAGCACUGAAUCUGGACAUUCUGUCGUCAUGUCAUCAAAAUGCUACUUAAUUUUGUUUGUGUAUUUUAUUGGGGUUUUUUUCUGCACUUUGAAAGGUUGUCUGUGAGUGAGCGGAUGUGAUGGGGGUUUACACACACAUACACUUGCAGACUUGCAUUACCCGCUGCAGUGGCGGUUGUCUGAUUAUCUCAGACAUGUGUAUUACUUGAUGCUGGCAUUUUGUACAACACAAGUUGUUGUUCUUUAUGUGCUAGUGUUAUUUAAUUUAGACUAUUACAUUUCGCUGUGUGAAGCGAGCGUGUGAACAAGCCUUGAUUGGAAACUGAAAAUCUGUGUUUAAGCAGUACUGAGAGAAACCCUAAUUCAGAACAUUAACGUUUUGAUCGUAGAAUCAGAUCGGUUCAAAUCACGUUCAUAACACAUUAGUCAAUCUUUUUGUUACAAACUCAAUUGUGCAAAACCAAUGACAGGCUUUUUGUUUUUCCCAUAUUAGUUUGUUCUUGGUUUUUAGAAAAUGGAUUAUAAAAGGUUUAGGAACCUGGCUUAGGAGCUCUUUUUUCUCUCAUUCCCUGCAUUUUACAAAUACAAAAAUGGAUUCAGAAAGAGAGACAUAUUUAUAAUUUCUGCAGCCAUAUCUUAUAAGGAUAUGGCGAAUUCCAAAUUAAUAAUCACUUCAAAUUCUAAAUGACAAAGAUAUACUGCACUGCACUGUUUAACAGCCCUUUACUGUUUUCAUAACUGAAUAAGACUCGAUUCCCCCUUUGCAUUGAGUGUAUCAUUCUGAUCUGUUUGAUACUGUAAAUAUGUAUUUGAAAAUGCAAUCUAUUUUUAUAAUUUGUUUGAAUAAUAAUGUGUUGAAUGAGAUCCUCUCACUGUGUUAAAGUGAGUUAUCAUUUGAAUUAGGUGAGUAGCGAAGAAACUCAGUUGUUUGAAAUAAUCAAAGUCUUUUGUUUUCAUUUUGCUUUUUGGUUUGGAAUUUUCAAUGAUUUUUACCUGGUAGAAAAACAGAUUGCUGUUACAAUAUUGAAACAUGUUAUUAAAAAAAUACAAUACAGG